Molecule: messenger RNA, 720 nt
Organism: Paraglomus brasilianum
Lineage: Eukaryota; Fungi; Glomeromycota; Glomeromycetes; Paraglomerales; Paraglomeraceae
Source: the annotation of a GenBank genome assembly
AUGGUUGUUACUAUUCCAGACAAACCACUCGAACUUCACCGUCGUCGCAAAAUCUUGCUAGCUUAUGAUAACUCUGAUUUCAGCAAGUUUGUCUACCAGCAUAUCCUGGAUAACAUCUUAAUUCCUGGACAUGAUCAUGUCCAUUUGGCCACUGUAGUAGACGAAGAACAAUCCGCUUGGUUAUCUGCACACACCUCCCGUGCUCAGAAUGCUGGUAAUUAUCAAGGAUGGUGGAGUGAUGGGGAUGAUUAUGAUUAUAUAGACUGUCUUUUUAUGUAUCACAAGAAAGUUACUGAUCACAACAUCCAUUUUCACUAUGUAGAAAAGAGGAAAACCAACCGACGCUUGUCGUUCACUGACCACCAAGAUGCAUCUGAAAUGUUGAAGACUUUAGCACAGGAUUUGGCUUCCAAAGGGAUUACUGCAAACUUUUAUAUCCUGAAAGGAGAUCCCAAAGUCCAACUUGUCAAACUCGCUGGACAUACUCAUGCGGAUCUGUUCGUUGUCGGAACUCGAGGACUUGGGCUAUUGAAACGUAAUCUCAUCGGAAGCGUAUCAGAAUAUAUAGUUCGUAAUGCUGAUUGCCCAGUGCUUGUAGUCAGAAAGAAGGGAGAGAAAGCAAAAGCUAAUAGCCGACCAGGCUCUCCAACAGCCGAAUCCUCAACUGCCAAGAAGGCACUCCAGGCUCCUAUCUCACUUGUCAGAUAUUGGACUAAAUAA